CAGUUUUAUCAUAUUCUUCCUUGAGCUUGUGUACUACACACUAGCACCCACAUAAUUAACAAAACGACUUGACUCAUCAAAGUUUUGGACACAAAUCACAACUAAAGUAACUCUUCUAAUGUAAGCCUUUCUCAUGCAGCUCGUAGAGCUGUUGCAGGGAAAGCAUUUUCUUGUGUUAUUGUUCGACACAAGUGGGUAUUGUUUUCCCGUAAGUCGAUCACGGAUCGCUGGUACACGUACGCGUGACGUACUGACGAUGCUGACUCGGACAAGGACCGUCGACGAUCGGACAUUCCGCAACAACACAGCACAACAUACAUACCGUAGCAGCAGUUCGCGCCUCUCGUUGCGUACUUGCAUUUGGCAAUUGCUCUACGCUUACUCAUUAACCCUGCGUCUCCGCUUUCCCCGUCUUCAUUCCACUCCAUCUCUACCUCUCUCUCUCUCUGUGUAAUGUGCUCUCACACUCUCACACACACACCCACCGUCACACAGCUUGUCCUGUUCUCGUUUGAUAUCGGGUGGAAAUUCGUCGCGUUCGGUGACAUUCGCUCGUUGAAUCCACACGGCUGUAGCGAGGAGCAGCGGAUGGGUCGGCAACGAUCAUGGCGACGACGAAUUUCCAACGGUACACGACGCAGAGAGCGGAGUUUCGCGCACACACACACACACACACAAUCUUGCACACAAACUAGGGGGGAAACCAGCAAGGGAGGGGGGGCUGCAGGGGGUGGCUCACAAAAAAGCGAUUGCCGCAUUAUCAUCAGCUUUUGUCUUCUGGGAGGAUUUAUUUUAAGAAAUUCUAUCAACCAGCAGCGCGCAGUGGGCAAACGGAAUACGGGCAAACACAAACACACACACCAGCCAGCCAGCCAACCAGCCAGCAAGCCAGUCAGCCAGCCAGCCAGUCAGUCAGUCAGCCAGCGGCAACCUUUUCGAGCAUCAGCAGCAGGCAGUCGUACAGUAGUAGACGAGCAUGGAAAAUUUAAAAAUACAAAUCCCGUGCGCCGUGACAGACUGACAAACUGGCUGGCUGGCUUGGUUUUGGCGUUGGAUUUGGCUUUGGCGUUGGCUGGCUAGGUUUGGCUGACAGUUUUCGGGGAACGAACGGGCGACGGACACACCAGCGCAACCUACCUAAAAGGGUUCCGUGUCUGUACGUGUGUGUGUGUGUGCUUGUGUUUUAGUGUCUGUAAGAGUAGCAAAAAGCGCGCGUUUCCGUCCGUUCGCUGAAGUGACCUAAAAUUGGCCUUUAUUUUUAAAAAUGGACACCGCAAACACGCACCCACUUGGAGGUCGGCCCAGUAGCUGCACCGGAGGAGGAGGUGUCGGUGGUGGUGGUGGUGGCGGUGGAGGAGGAGGUGGUGGAAGAAUGCCAGGAGCAGCGGGCAGUUCAAGUCCGCAGCAGUUCUGCCUUCGAUGGCACAAUCAUCAGGCAAGCCUGCUCAGCUCGCUGCCGCUGCUGCUCGACCAGUCGCACCUUACCGACGUGACGCUGAUGGCGGAGGGGCAGAAAAUUAAGGCGCACCGGGUCGUCCUGAGCGCCUGCAGCACGUUCUUCUCCGAGCUGUUCCGCACGCUCGAUGGCACCCAGUACCCGGUGGUGGUGCUGCCGGGCGCAUCGUACCACGCCGUCGCCGCGCUGAUCACGUUCAUGUACUCGGGCGAGGUGAACGUGUACGAGGCGCAGAUAUCCGUCCUGCUGUCGCUCGCCGAAACGCUCGGCAUCAAGGGGCUGGCCGACUUUAACAGCAACCCGAACAAAUCGAGCACACCGUCGACGGAAGCGUCGUCGUCGCGGGACUCCGACGUACCGUCGCCGUACCAUUCGAUGAAGGUGUCCUCGCCGGUCGACAACUACUUUGCCCGCCCGUACGCGUUCGGUGCGGACCUGUUCGAGAUGCGCCACGGGGCGCAGGCACUCAAUCUGAUCACCAACGCUGGCGGCUCGAAUGGAGCGGCAGCAUCGAACAGUGCCCCCGGCACGGGCAGUGCCCCGCACAGCGAAGGAUUCACCGGCAACAACGCCGCGCACACAAUCGCAGCCAAUCUUUCCACCAGCAAGUCCGGCGAUCUUUACGCGCGGUUCGAAGCCGAACGGAACGAGCAAAUGUCGGCGGAAGCACUCUGCAAGCUGAACGAACUGAACCUGCACGCCGAGAGCGCUCUGCUGAAGGAGAAACAGCAACAGCACCAUCUAAACCGGUCAGCCACGCCGGUACGUUUGGCGGGCUACGCGCAGCAGCACGCGAACUCGCCCCACAACACCACCGCUGCCGGUGACGCCCGGUCCGUCGACGAGUCGGCCCUGUUCGGCAGCUUUGGCAACGACAACGGUCGGGAUUGCAAACUGUCCGCAAAUGGGCCGCUACUGCUCGGGCUGAAGCUAAAAGAGGAAGACCUUUCCGACAGCAUGCACCACCAUCAGCUCAACCAAUCGUACGGUUCCGUCCCGUCCACACCGACCGCACAAACGCCCGGACUGGAGGAUGCGGGGCGCGUUUCCCAGCCGAACGCCGCGACGCGCAAAACACUGGCUGCCCAGGACACGGCCACGAGCAAGCGCAAAAAGCUGGAACAAAUUACCGAAAGCCUGAUCGAAACGCUGAAACAGUCCACCGAGUCCGGCAACAAGCUGCCGCUGCACCUGUUCAGCAAACCGCCGACCGUGACGCCGGUCAGCAGCACGCAGAACCCGUACCUGGCGCACCAUCACUUCCUCACGAACGAGAGCGCCUCCAAGACGCCGGAAAACUUUAGCCUCGAGUCGUCGCACCCGAACGCCGCCUCGAACGCGAACGCGCUGCGCGCUUCGCCUUCGAUCGCGACCGCCACCACGCUCGGCACGGCCGCGUCACCGACGACGACCGCACCACCCGGCACCGGGUCGCUGCUCGCGCUCACCCCAUCCUCCUCGCCCGCCAGUGCGAACGAAAAUCUGAUCAAAACGCUUCACAUUACCCAUCCGGCGCAGGUAGCCGCGUUGCAGCAGCAGCAGCAGCAGCAGUCAUCACAGCAAUCCGCCACGCAGAAGCCUCCCUCGUCGAAGCUGUACGCCACGUGCGUCAUUUGCAACAAGCAGCUUAGCAACCAGUACAAUCUGCGCGUGCACCUGGAAACGCACCAGAACGUUCGCUACGCUUGCCAGGUGUGUUCGCACGUGUCGCGGAGCAAGGAUGCGUUGCGAAAGCACGUCUCCUACCGCCAUCCGGGUACACCGAGCCCGUGCGAUCCGGACACGAAGCGGAAGCGCUCGAAGGGCAACGCGUACAGCCAGCUGGCGAAGCAGGACGGGCUGGCGGAGCAGCAGGCCGCAGCUAUCCUGAACCACCACCAGCAACAGCAGCAGCAGCAGCAAGCAAGCAAUCUGCUUGCCAACCUAACAGCGCAGGGUCCGCUACCGUCGUUCCUGCAGUCGAUUGCCGCGCACAACAAAUCGGCCGCCCUGCUAUUCAACCAAACGGUGUCGGUGGCGGCACUAGCACAGGCAGGGCAGGCCUGCAACCCGGCCACAUCCACUACGCCACCCGCGCCAACCGGUGGGCCAGCCGAACUGGGCGCGACGCCGGGCAAGCGGGAUGCCACCACCGGUGCCACGGGUUCGGGCGAGACGGACGGUGUCGAAGAGCGGCCUAAAUCGGCACCCGAUGGGAAGGUGGACGAUUCGAAACCGGAUGACCACCCAUCCGCGACGACCAAACAAUCUGACAAAGACAUUUAAAAAGACCCCGAAGCUGUUGUGCCGUACUCAAGUGGGAGGAGAGAGAGAAAGAGAGAGAGAGAGAGAGAGAGAGAGAGAGAGAGAGAGAGAGAGAGAGAGAGAGGGGAAGGAAGGAGACCAACAUCGGCUAGACAUGGUGCCAGGAAAUGAGAAAAAGAAAGAGAGAGAGAGAGAGAGAGAGAGGAGAGAGAGAGAGAGAGAGAGAGAGAGAGAGAGAGCAAGAAACAUGCAGCCACUCUUGCCCGGAAAGGCAAAAUGCUGCGGAAUUUUACUGAAAAAGACAUUAGGUUUUAACGCUAUUUAACUAUACAUACGCCGUAAUGGCGCUAGUGCUAAUACGAGAUACGAGUUGAUGUUGGAGUGCAUACGCGCAAGCAUCCCCUCAUCCCCCACCCCUCUCUACAAGCGUGGCAUUCGGAAGGCCCCGUCACCCACAUCGUCCUUCGUCAGCGCAACGGUUUUGCGCAAACUUAGGCAAAAUUUACGAUUUUACAUCUCCAUCUCCAGCUUGAUUUUCGUAUUGUUUUACACAGUUUUACUUAGUUUUCGUUCGUGUUUCCUUCUUUCAUUUUUUUUACGCACAUAUUAUUUCCCUUUAUUUCCCCUCAGUUGUACUUAAACUUGUUCCCUAGCUGUGAUAGUAAGACAAUAUUUUUGUAUAGACCUGUAAAAGCUCUUUGCGUAAGACCUUUGUUUCGACCGAUCCUAACUGCACUCGGCCAGCAUAAACGUUGGGAAACGCGUGGCUCAGAUAGCGUACAGUUUUUUAGGCUUUCGGUGUCGUCCAACUCAGCUGCUGCUGCUGCUGCUACUAUUUCUCACACUCAGUACACACACUGAGGUAACAACAACCUAUGUGCCUUACUUCAUAGUAGAAAAAACACGCACUAUUACAUUUAAAAGCUCUGCUACCUCACACAAUAGAGAGACAGACAACUGUAGAUGAAACAUCCAGGACCGAAUGUACCACUUCUUCGACGUGGUUGCCAUGGAGCGUUUAAGAAAGAGAAACGUGUAAGCUGCUGUACUGUACAGUGCAAUUGCGCGUCCCAUUUUAUAGCUGUCGAUCGUUAGGACGGACGGAACCUUCUUCGAACACUUAAAAGACAUUUAAUUACCUACCCAGCGCCUCUCGCACGUUAGUGUUGGACAUUUUCGCGAGAGGCCAAUUUUUCUUUCCACCCCGUAUGUACUUUCCCCCCGAAUUGAGUUGUUUUUGGUGUAGCUAUUAUUUCAAAAACCUCUACUACCCCAAUCACACGGGAGGGGCACGUGGGGCCCCUCCUCUCCCGCUCCACCAUAUAUUUAUAUUCGAUCUAGUCUUUUUACCCUUUUAUGCGCUCUCCCUCACCCCCCCACUCCUACAGCCCUCGCACAUCCAACGCCAUAAAAAGCUGGCACACUACAGAGGGUGGAGUGGGGUGGCAUGAUUCGGUGGCACCGAGGAUGGAAACGGGGGUUUGACAAAAAAAAAGGACGCAAUACAGAAGAAACAUAAGAAAAGACAAACCUUUCUCUUUUAAGGAUAAUGGAUAGGUUAGUAAAUUUAAAUGAUAUUUGGUAACACCUUAUAUUACCACCAGCCGGGGCAGAAAAAUGUGUUCUUUUUCCCUCCCGAGCCGCGGUUGGUUAAGACAGGCGCGCGCACACACACACAAACCCUGCGCGAACCUGCACUGCACACCACCACCGUCGCCUACUGCGCUUACGCCUCCCGUCGUGCAGGAGGGAAGGGGAGAAGGGAAGAAAGAACGGUUCAAUGUUACCAAAACGGGAUCGAAGUGCACGGACAUCACCAGUUCGCAGUAGGCGCGGUAGGGUGGGUGCGAGACAGGUGUUAUUAAGAAGCUCUAUGGCCUCUCUGGAAAAGAAAUUAGUGAAAAUCUGUUUUAAUGAAGUAUAAAUAAUGUUGACCUGUUUUUUUUUGUA
Anopheles coluzzii is the source of this 5650-nucleotide messenger RNA. Its product is annotated as broad-complex core protein isoforms 1/2/3/4/5. The transcript is spliced from 5 exons. Gene Ontology annotation, cellular component: nucleus. Gene Ontology annotation, molecular function: protein binding. The record is from RefSeq and is a predicted model, not a curated record. NCBI's taxonomy places the organism in Eukaryota, Metazoa, Arthropoda, Insecta, Diptera, Culicidae. Bases 1265 to 3721 code for a protein of 818 amino acids. Gene Ontology annotation, biological process: regulation of transcription by RNA polymerase II.